Messenger RNA from Trichobilharzia szidati, 2203 nucleotides. NCBI's taxonomy places the organism in Eukaryota, Metazoa, Platyhelminthes, Trematoda, Strigeidida, Schistosomatidae. The record is from the annotation of a GenBank genome assembly.
UGUGCUAAUUCUCUCAUGCUUUUAUCUGUAUCAAAACACGCGUGAAAGGCGUGACAACGGUAUUCUUUCUGAAGAAGCCUGGAAAUAUGCAGUAUGUGGUUGUGAAUUCAUACUCUUCUACAGUAGUAAACAAGUUUGGUUCUUUCAUCACUAGUCCGUUGUAGAAGCGUUAAGGGAGUAAUGUUGCUCUUCCAAAACGCCUAGAAAGGAACAACUAUAUUUUAGGAUAUAAGAACCACUCUUCAACACUAUCUAAUUGUAAAGACACAUGAGAGCAUUCAUAAUAGCUAUAUGCACUGAUACACAACGAAGUGAUUGUAAUUUCACAGUUUUCAUGAGCUCAGGCGGGGGAAAAAAGUCUCGUAAAGGUCGCAAACGGCAGCAAAUCAGUGGUCCAUCUGCUGUUCAAGAGGGCAUGGACCGUGGUGACCACUCGUCAAAUGCCACACAUGAAGGGUCCUCCUUGUCUACAUCAGUGUCUCCGGGUCCGUCUAGUGGUUUGGAUGUUCCACCUUCUUCGAAGGAACCAAUAGUUCCUUCAGAAGCCGCACGGCAGAAGAAAAGUCAUCCGAAAUUGGUGUCAACGUCUCCACUUUCGGAAGAAGUUUCCAGGCUGAGUUUGACUAAUGUGUCUAUUCCCAGCAGACCAGACAAAGGCGGUAAGGUGGGGAAACCGACAACUGUCAUUGUGAACUGUUGGGAUUUCUCUGUCCAACCGAAGGUUCUAUACAUGUACCGUGCAGAGGUUAACAAAGUGUCUCGCAUCAAUGAUAAAGAUGCAGUAAAGUGUGAAAUACGAAUGUCUCCGAAAGAUAAACGUGAUUUAAUUUCACGCAUUACUGAGAAAUCACACCCACUGAUUAAACAAUUCGGCUUGGCAAUCCAACCGAAGCCAGUGGAAAUUAAGGCACGUGUUCUCCAACCGCCAACUGCUGACUUUGGUUGUUCAGGUGUGCAGGCUCUAAAGGCGGGUAGUUUCAACUCACCCGGUUUUCAUGACCCUGCCGGAAAAGAAGGGGAAUUGAUGUGGGCUAUACUUAGUGUUCCACCUAAUCAGUGGGCUGAGGGUAAUGCAAUAAAGGUGAAGAAGGAAUUGCCUGAAGCUGCCAAACGCUUCGGUGUUCGUUUAAGCCCCAGUCCAAUAGUGUCAAAGUGCUUUAAAAGAGAACUUAACAGAAAGUUUGAUGAGUUCUCGAGACAAAACUGCGCGUUUCUGCUGCUUAUCCUUUAUGAUGAGGAGUCCUAUUCAGAAAUAAAACGUCUCAGUGACCUACAAAUGGGCAUUCGCACCCAAUGUGUACGAAGUCGUACUUUGGGCAAACCAAACGUAUUCCCGAACCUGGUGCUCAAGCUCAAUGGCAAACUCGGUGGUGUUAAUUGGCGAAUACCAGGCCUGAUUAAAAACAGUGAGGAACUGAUAAUGGUUUUCGGUGCUGACGUCACUCAUCCGGCGCCCACCCAAAUUCAGCAAAUUCGCAAGUCAAUAGCUGCUGUUAUCGGCAGUGUGUCACCGGAUCUAAUGAGAUAUGCGGUAGUUGUCCGCCAACAGGCAACGACAGAGAAAGGCAAUAAGGCGACGAGAGAAAUUAUUGAUGAUAUGCGUCUCACCGUUAAAGAAUUACUUCAGCUUUACUUGCGAAAUACAAAUGGGCGUUUCCCAACACGAAUGAUAUUCUAUCGUGAUGGUGUUUCAGAAGGUCAAUUCGAAAAUGUGUUAGUGGAGGAGUUAGCGGCGAUUCAGAGAGCCUGCGCAGAUAUUCGUCCUGGUGUAGAGCCUGCUAUCACUUAUAUUGUUGUGCAAAAACGUCACCACAUUCGACUGAAACCGUCUGACCCAAGGGCGAGGAACGUUGAGCCAGGAACGGUGGUUGAUACAGAUAUCACGCAUCCCAGGGAAUUCGACUUCUACCUCUGCUCUCAAGAAGGGAUACAGGGGACAUCUAAACCUGCUCAUUAUCACGUUUUGUACGAUGACAGUAAUUGGACAUCGGAUGCUUUGGAAAUGUUCACUUACUACUUAUGCUACGGGUAUAUGAGAUGUUGUCGUAGUGUGUCGUAUCCAGCGCCAACUUAUUAUUCACAUCUGGCUGCAUUUCGGGCGCGUGACUGGUUAUCGUCGGAUCUAGAGAAUCCAGAGAUUUUGUUAGAUGGUGGUCGUUUCAAAGUCCACAGAAGUCAAGUCGAUGGCAUGUUUUACUUGUAA